Lontra canadensis (Northern American river otter) is the source of this 928-nucleotide messenger RNA. RefSeq names its product translation initiation factor IF-2-like. Lineage: Eukaryota; Metazoa; Chordata; Mammalia; Carnivora; Mustelidae. Bases 1 to 906 code for a protein of 301 amino acids. The transcript is spliced from 4 exons. The record is from RefSeq and is a predicted model, not a curated record.
AUGGGGAGGAAGGCUGGGAGCAGGAGUGCGGAAAUCGCGGCGCUCCAGCGCGCGGGCAUCCCCGCAGGGUUCGCGCGGGUUCGCUCUGGCCUGGGCGCCAGUGCAGCCGGGACCCCCGCCGGUGCCGAGCGCUCCCCCCACCCUCUCUCCGGGUACCCAGCGUUCCGCUCCCCUCCCCCCACCCAGCGUCUUCUGGGUCCUCCGCGGCCAAGGCGCCCGAGGCCCGCCCCGCCUCCUCGCGCAACCCUCGGACGCUGGGCGACCCGCGCUGCCCCGGCGGCGGGCGGAGGGACGCGCGGGGCGGUUAGGAGCCGGGGCCAGCGAGCACCGGGCGCGCGGGGACCCGGGACGCACGCGGCCGGCCGGGCGGCGCGCGCUUCCCCCUCCCCCGCGGCCCGAGCGCGAGCCGCCGUGACGUCACGGGCGGCCCGCCAGCCCCGCGCUCCAGCGGGCAGAGCGCGUGCGGCCGCCGAGCACAUGGGCCCGCGGGCUGGGCAGGCUCGGGGCGGCUUGGACCCGGACCGGCAGCGAGGGGCAGCGCGCAGGGACGGACCCCGACACCCCCCGGGGCCCCGAGCGGAUUUCCACGCGGAGAGGGUGUUGGCAGUCCCGGCGACCUGCCGAGACACAGCGGGAUCCACCUUCCAUGGAAAAGGCACUUGUAUGGAUCCUCUCAACCCUGAGUGGAACUUCCUGAAAGAUUUAUUAGGAGAAAAACCUUGGAAGCAGCAGAAGGACAAACAGAAUCGCUGGCUGGGCAAAGACUCGUGGCCCGGUCUCCACGACGAGGGGAGUUACAUCUUAGAGAGACCACCAAAAGCCGUCAGAGAGUCGUCCCCAUGCAUUAGGAGCAUGGAAAAGCGUCCGAAGCGUAAUGGGCCUGAUCUUUGGACCAGAAAGGAAUGAAAAAGUUGCCCCUUACAAUGGC